AUGACAGGCCCAGAUCUCCCCAAAUGGCUCCCCCCUAACGCACCUGCCCCUGCUCGCCGCAACUCACCAGUCCGGGACUGGAUAACCUGGAGAUCAUGGAGGACUUGUGCGGUGGAUCUGUUGAAUCUCCCAAGAGAGAUGAACACCCACGACAUCUACGACGCUUUCCACCGGUACGGAAAUCUGAUCUCCAUCGACCUUUGGGAGGACGCCUCGGGGCGUCCGGAUUGCAAAGGACGUAUUCGGUUUAAGCCCCCUCCAACUGAGGAGUUCUGGAGAACCGGCUCCUUCGGUGUGAAGCUACGGAGUGGCCGUGUGGCAGUGAUAGCACUCUCUGUCUGUUGUGGUGACUCGAACGGGACCAUCCAGAGCCCAGUCCGUCCAGAUGUCCAGCUCCCUGGUGAAGUGGAAUUGAAAACUGUACAAGUCGACAUCGGUGUGCUGCUAGGUCUGUCCACUUUUCAUUCCAUGCAGAGCCUUACCAACUUGGCAUACCCCAGAUGUGUUGUGGAUGUCAUGCGCAAGUGCUUGUUCCUUUACUUCAGAGUGGGCAUUCGGGGUUCGGACACUGCAGAUGUAAACCAUCAUGACUAUCGUGUCAAAAUCACAUUCCUCCAACUGACCCAGAUUUACCAACAAUACGACAAAGCCACGAGAGAACAUUCCUUUUUGAUUGUCCUCGACUCCGCUGCCAUCUGGCACCGAAAAGCCAAAGACAUCCAGUCUACACUGACAGAGCCGUUGAGCUGGAGAGAAGAGGAUAGUUGGUAUCGCCAGACUUCCGUCACACAUAACCCGAACUCGCUAAAGACUCUACCCACAAAUUUGAAGAAGGCCGGACAUAUCAUUGACUUGGGGCGAUGGAACGUGUUCAAGAUCUCGUUUGCACCUGACGUGGACCCCAAUAUGCGUCGUGUCGACGAUACCAGUCACUAUUUGAUGUGUGUUGAAGAAAUUUUCAAGGACUAUAACAUCACCAUCCAAGAUGGGAGUCACUUCGUCGAGAACGCCGACCGACCGGUACCAGUGUGGCAUUGGAUUGACUUUUCUGAGUCCAAGUCCAACAAGGCUUCCGCAUUGCUGCAAGACAUGGGAAACCAGAACUAUCUACACCUCCCCUUCAAGGUCCGGUAUCAACUAGAGGUUUGUUUGUCCCAAGGAUACCUCUCUGAAUUUACCAUGACCCGUGAAUUCGUAGAGAAGCUGAAAGGCCUCGGGGAUGAUCAAGCUACAAGACUGCUAGAGUUCGUUGCCACCGAGAAAAAACAGUACCUUGCCCCCAUGGAAAUUUUUGACCUCACAUUCUUCAAAGGAGUGACUGACUCGAGGAUUCCGAACUACUGUUGCUUCAUGCGCACAGCACGAGUCACUCCAACUACAAUUUAUUACAAUACCCCAACUGUAGACAUCUCAAACCGAGUCGUGCGCGAAUGGUCUACAAAAGGUGCACCUGGGCGUUUUCUUCGAGUUCGGUUUACAGAUGAGAAGACUGAAGGUCGUAUCAAUGCUUCACAGAGAGAUUGCAACGAUGAAAUCUACACCCGUGUCAAAAGGACACUGGCCAACGGCAUCGCCAUUGGAGAUCGCCGCUACGAGUUCCUCGCAUUCGGCAACUCUCAGUUCCGCGAGCAUGGGCAUACUUCGUUGCACCAGAUGCCGGUAUCUCAGCGGGAACUAUCCGGGCCUGGAUGGGACAAUUCAACCAUAUUCGAAAUGUGGCCAAGUACGCUGCAAGCUAGGCCAAUGCUUUUUUCGACCACCCGAGCUUUCACUGGAUCCUCUGUUCAAACUAUUCCGUGCGAUGACAUUAUCCGCAACGGCUUCACAUUCUCCGAUGGUGUUGGAAAGAUUUCCAAAUUCCUCGCCCAGAUGGUCACAUCCCAGCACGAUAUCAAGACUCUCACUGGAGAACCUCCGUCAGCUUUCCAGUUUCGUCUUGGGGGAGCCAAGGGCAUGCUGGUUGUCUCGCCAGACCCUCUGCCUCAGGAGGUACACAUUCGACCAAGUCAGCAAAAGUUUGAAACCAGUCAAGCCGGCUUGGAGAUCAUCCGUUGGUCCCAGUAUUCUCUCGCAACUUUAAACCGCCAGAUAAUUCUAGUGCUUUCUGCAUUGGGAAUCCCAGAUGAAGUCUUCCAUAGCAAACUCAAUACCAUGUUGGGGAGCUUCCAUCGAGCCAUGCUCAAUGAUUCAAAAGCAAUCAAUCUUCUCCAAAAGUACAUCGAUCCAAACCAAACGACCCUAACCUUAGCCCAGAUGGUAUCUGAUGGCUUCCGACGAAAUGAGGAGCCGUUUGUCAAUACCAUGCUCGAGCUCUGGAAAUCCUGGCAUCUCAAGCACCUCAAAGAGAAAGCAAAAAUUGCCAUAGACCAAGGAGCCAACGUUCUCGGUGUCAUGGACGAGACAGGUGUUUUGAAGGGCUACUUUAAGACAGAAUUACCCCGCAGAAGACCCUCGUAUGCAGAGAAACUGGCCGCUCUUCCUGAGAUAUUUGUGCAGACCUGCCGGCCAGAUGGAAAUGGCGAGUAUGAAGUCAUUGAAGGUCUCUGCAUUCUCGCGCGCAACCCUUCGCUUCACCCUGGAGAUAUCCGUGUGGUUCGAGCAGUGAACCGACCAGAGCUGCACGCACUCCGGGACGUGGUUGUACUUCCCCAAACUGGCGACCAGGACAUUGCGAGUAUGUGCUCUGGGGGUGAUCUCGACGGUGAUGACUACCUCGUUAUUUGGGACCCCGAUCUGAUCCCCGCAAACUGGUUCGUCGAAUGCAUGGACUACAAGGGUUCCAAAGCGCCAGACCUUGAUCAUGAUGUGACUGUUGAUGAGAUCACUUCAUUCUUCGUCACCUAUAUGAAGAAUGACUGCCUUCCCCGAAUUGCGCACGCUCAUUUAGCUUGGGCUGACAGACUCCCGAAGGGCGUGUGGGAAGAUAAGUGCAUUCGUCUCGCCCAACUUCAUUCUGAUGCAGUGGACUAUAACAAGAGCGGUGCGCAUGCGAGGAUGGCCCGCUCUCUGGAUCCCAAGUUCUGGCCCCAUUUCAUGGAAAAGCGGUUCAAGAGACCAUCCAGCAUUUACAAGUCCACCAAAAUCCUCGGUCAACUCUACGACGCAGUGAUAACGCCUGACUUCGUUCCCAAGCUAGAGAAGCCCUUCGACUCUCGCAUUUUGGAAUCCCCGCUGGCUCCGGCAAGUGAGGCCUAUAUGGAAUACGCCCGUGAGCUCAAGGCGGAAUUCGACAUGAACAUGCGACAAAUCAUGGCUCAGUACGAGAUUAAUACUGAGUUUGAGCUGUGGUCAACUUUUGUGCUUCGCCACGGCUUCGUAGUCAAGGACUACAAGAUGCAGGAAGACCUAGGCAGGAUCGUGGGCACACUCCGCCGCGGAUUUCGCCACCAGUGCUACGACAAAGUCGGGCGCGAUGGUGGGAACAUCCCUGCCUUGGUCAUUGCCAUGUAUCGUGUUACCCAGGAACAGGUAGCCGCAGCACUGGAAGCUCGGCGCAAUGAGGCACUGCAGAGAGAAGAUUUUUCCAUUGUUGAAGUGAACUCUACUGAGCUUCCGCUCAUUAGCUUCCCUUGGAUUUUUCCCGACGUCCUCGGUGAAGUUGCGACGGGCCGGGCGCGACAGGCUAUGAUCUCAGAAGUACAAGAGAGCGGCGAUUCUGUGAAGCCUAUCGGCGAGGGUUUGGUCUUCACUCACAAGCAGAUCCUCAAGAUUGUUGAAGAUAUGGAUGGGGACAUCAAAUCGAACGCUGAGAACAUGAAGCUGAAGGAUAAGGAGAAUACGAAGCCGAAGGCUGAGGCGGGCUCUAACUCCGCACCUCUCGAUGAAGAACUCAUUGCUCGUCGGCGCAUUGACAAAACCAAGCCCAAACACAAAUCCGAAGACAGGGAUACGGGUUUGUAUGUCGAGGAGGAUGAUGAGAAGGAGGGAGGCGUGGCUAUAGGCCCUGCGAAAACUGAAGAGAAGAUCAGCAAGAAAGAGGCUGUAACGGAGGAUAUUGUGGAAAUGGAGGGCGACGUGAAGCCUUCAGCGCUUGACGAUCUGAUCAAAAUGAUCAGCGGCUGA
Molecule: messenger RNA, 4062 nt
Organism: Penicillium mononematosum
Lineage: Eukaryota; Fungi; Ascomycota; Eurotiomycetes; Eurotiales; Aspergillaceae
Exons: 5
Coding region: 1-4062 (1353 amino acids)
Biological process (GO): siRNA processing
Cellular component (GO): nuclear RNA-directed RNA polymerase complex
Molecular function (GO): RNA-directed RNA polymerase activity; nucleic acid binding
Source: RefSeq, a predicted model, not a curated record